AUGUCGACCGUCAAGCUCGAGUACGACGCGAAGGGCAUGCCCUUCCGACGCCUUGGCCCCAGUGGUCUGCGAGUCCCCGUCUUCUCUCUCGGUGGAUGGCUGACGCUCGGCGGAACCGUCGUCGGCGAUCCCGUCAAGGAAAUCAUCAAAGUCGCCUUCGACAAUGGCAUAAACAUGUUCGACACCGCCGAGGGGUACGCCUCCGGCAACUCCGAGAUCGAGAUGGGCCGCGUGAUCAGGGAGCUCGGUCUCCGCCGCACCGACCUCAUCAUCACCACCAAAGUCUUCUUCGGCUGGCGCAAGAUCAGCCCCAACGACACGGGUCUCUCGCGGAAACACAUCAUCGAAGGCACCAAGGCCUCCCUGGAGCGUCUCGGGCUGGACUACGUCGAUGUGCUCUUUGCGCACCGUCCCGACUCCACCGUUCCGAUGGAGGAAACCGUCCGUGCGUUCAACUGGGUCAUUGACCAGGGCUGGGCAUAUCACUGGGCAACGUCCGAGUGGUCGGCGCGAGAGAUCGAGGAAGCUUACCACGUCGCUGACAAGCUGGGUCUGCAGGGGCCAAUUGCUGAACAAUGCCAGCACCACAUGUUCCACCGCGAGCGGCCAGAGAAGGAAUACGCACCUCUCUACAGCAAGUACCAGAUCGGCACAACCGUCUGGUCUGCACUCGCCAGCGGUCUGCUCACAGGAAAGUACAACAACGGCAUUCCCGAGGGCUCGCGCUUCGCGGACCACAAAGACUUCUUCAAGGACACGCUCAACAGCCUGACCGAGGAGGAUGGCAAGAAGAAGCUUGACAAAAUCCGUGCGCUGUCCGACUUUGCCGAGCAAGAGCUCGGCUGCAAGGUCGCCCACCUCGCGCUCGCGUGGAUCGCCGUGAACCCGAACACGAGCACCGUCAUCCUCGGCGCGUCGCGCCCCGAACAGGUCGUCGAGAACCUCAAGGCACUCGAGGUCAUCCCCAAGCUGACGCCCGCCGUGCUCGAGAAGAUCGAGGAGAUCCUACAGAACAAGCCCGCGCCUUUGCCGUUGUAUAGCAGGCCGGUCUUGGACCCUUUCGGCAGGCGAUACUAG
Molecule: messenger RNA, 1077 nt
Organism: Fibroporia radiculosa
Lineage: Eukaryota; Fungi; Basidiomycota; Agaricomycetes; Polyporales; Fibroporiaceae
Exons: 14
Coding region: 1-1077 (358 amino acids)
Source: RefSeq, a predicted model, not a curated record